AAUUUUUGGCUCCCAUUUUUAUCAUGCGGAGCUAUAUUGAAACAGUUCACUUAAGUAGAAGACCCCUUAGUGAAUUAUGAUUAACGAGUCAUUAUGAAAUAGUUAUUUAUAAUGCAUAUAUUGUAUUUUAUUUGAUAAAGGAGUAGGCAAACGCUACAGUAUUUAAAGCUUUUUAAGACAAGAAUUUUUAUUUAGUAAGAGAUGACUUUUAAAGGUCAUGAUAUGGCUGAUAUUGACUGGGGAAAAUGCAUGCUUAUAUUUCAAAUAUUUCUACCUACUGCUAUUGCAAAUAUGGAGCCAGCCAUUGCUAGAAUUGUUGACAUUUUGAGCCAAACGUAUACUCAGGAUAUAAAUGAAUCGUUGGUUGUUGUAUCAUUGACAGUGAGCAUUGCAAGCAUUCUACGGGCAUACUUAUCACCAAGCCAGGCAAGCCAAAUAUUUAUUAUAUUGGUUAACUCUAAGGCAGACUUGAAGAAAGGACUGAUCUUUGUGCUUUGCAGUAGCACCAUCACAGCAGGGAUUUUUCUUGUGAUUGGCCUUACACCAGUGGGAUAUAUCAUCCAAGUGCUAUUUCGGAUUACUAAUCAACAACUUGAAGAAGUUCAAUUUGGAAUAGCAUCUCUCUGUUUGCUAUCAGUGAUCCUAAAUAUUGGGUAUGGAAUCCAUGGAUUAUUAUUAAAGAAAAGACACACCUAUUUUUGUCUCCUCGCCGAGGUUUUGAACUUCAUCUCAAAAAUAGGGAGUGCUUUUUGUCUUAUGGCUACACCCUUAAUAACUAAAAGACCAAUUUUGAUAUUUGUAAUAUCAAUUUAUGUAGCAGCAUUUGCUUAUCUUCUCUUAAGCUUUAUAGGAUACAAAAUAUACUUGAUCAAUGAUCUACCAGCUGAAAGUACAAUUAAACUGACAUACCAUCAAAUGAUUAAAGUAACACUACCCCUAGGACUACAUGAAUUGAUCGAAAGAUGUGAAACUUUUAUCCUUAGCUUUACAGUUGCACAACUCACACCAUCUGAAUCUAUGCGAAGUAUGGCGCUGGCAAAUAUUCAGGUCCUCCAUGCAUCAUUUUACUUAUUGCGAAGGACGCUAACAAGUAUCGCAACAAUGGUACCUGCAUAUAUGGCAUCUGGGAUGAACUCAUCAUUACAUUUUGACUAUGAACUAGUUAUCUGCACCUCAAUGAUUGCAUUUGUUUCAUUUUUGAUUUCAAUUUCAAUGUGCUGGAUUACUCCCAUUACAAGGGUUAUAUUUUUAUAUUUAGUUCACAUUUCUGAAGAAAAUUUAAUUGCAGUAUACUACCCCUUUAAGUUGUACACAUUCUGGCCAAUUAUACAAACAUUUGCUUUGUUUUCAUUUGGAAUUUUACUGCAUAAGAAAGAUACUAAGAUGUCAAUAGUGAGUUCUGCUUGCCAAGUCAUUACAUUGGGUUCUCUGCCAUUUGCAUUAGAUCAUCUUGGAUUUGAUAUUUUACUGUCUUCAGUUAUAGCUUUGUUUACUGCUCAGUCAUUUACUGCAGGUAUACUUUUCUCUUACCUUUAUUUGAAGUAUUUAAGAAAAUCUCAAUCCCAUCAAAAGCAAGUAUGAUGUUAGGUACUAUCUAGUAGUUGCGCACAUUAUUCUAUGUGUAACCCUGGCAAUUACUUUAUUCAUGUAUUAGAAUAACAUUAUAUUAUUGGAAUAAAGUUUAAAAUGCUGUAAUGAACUCCUGGUUAAUUUCAGAAUACAUACAGACUAGGGGUGAGACGACAACCCGAUGAGUCGAGGACUCGCGGGUUUGGGGCUUCGAGUCGAGUCGAAUCGAGUCGAAGUUGAUGAAUCGAAUCAUUUUCGAGUUGACAAAAAAUUCGAAAAAAUAAAAAAAUUCAGAAAAAUACUGUCAAUAUGCAUGUUUUUACUCGAUAUUGCGUUGAAUAUAUAAGUUUCAAUGACUUGGAUAUGCUUGUAUUAAAUUAUUAUAUUGUAUGUACACAUAAAUGAAAGAAUAUAUGUAAUAAAAUCAGAAUAAACUUACGACGAAUUGUGUUUGUUUAUAUUUCCGGCUUUCCACCAUUGACGCAUUAAAAAUACGAACGGUCAAAAGCGAUGUUGUUCGCACUUUAUCUGACUCGAAACGGAUUCGAAACUCGAAUCGUCAUUUUCUGACUCGAAUCGGAUUCGACUCGAAUCGGAUUUUUUCGACUCGUCUCACCCCUAAUACAGACGAAUG
Molecule: messenger RNA, 2203 nt
Organism: Owenia fusiformis
Lineage: Eukaryota; Metazoa; Annelida; Polychaeta; Sabellida; Oweniidae
Source: the annotation of a GenBank genome assembly